This is a messenger RNA of Pseudogymnoascus verrucosus, 5524 nucleotides long. It is a transcript of the gene LRRCC1, whose product is annotated as leucine rich repeat. Bases 467 to 5170 code for a protein of 1567 amino acids. The transcript has a single exon. Lineage: Eukaryota; Fungi; Ascomycota; Leotiomycetes; Thelebolales; Thelebolaceae. The record is from RefSeq and is a predicted model, not a curated record. Gene Ontology annotation, molecular function: protein binding.
CUAUAACAUUUAGAUGAGUUAAUAGUCAACUUUGCUUUACUUCAACUCAAAUCAUAUAAAUAUUGGAAGGCUUAUUCAUAAUUAGAAUAAACUAGAGGAUUAUGAAGCUCUGGCAAACCUUAAGACCCUUAUAUUAAGGUUUUCUGGAACGCGUUGCUCUGCCAACACGCGGCAGCGAUAAGCCAGAAGCAGGCGCGUGUUUGGUGAUCAGGGUCAGACACGGGUUGCUUUUUGUGCCACGAAAAGCACGAAAAGCCGGCGACCUUGGACGACAGAUACUAACAACAGAUACACAUUACGACAAAAACAUCAAUAAGGUUAUAAUACGAAUUAGCAAAAGUUAUCACGAGGCUGUCUGUCAGCAACUCGAAACACUUCACGACGCGCCAAUAUCUUCCCAACACAACAACGACCUCCAUGUCGCAUAACUUAUAACAACAUCGGACUCAACCAACAGCAACCCGCGAUGGAGAGUGCCUGGCUGGAUUCUCUGUCGGAAGAUUGGAUUUCACAGCCAAACUCCGAACAUUCUCCCGCAGGUUCCCUCCCAUCACUUCCAGGAAGCACGCCGCCAUCAUCAAAUUCCGUUCAAGAACGCCCCUUCGCAAGUCGCAUACCAGUCCUGAAGUCAUUGGGCCAAUCCAGCCAUGAUUCAAGCGCCCUGCCUUUGAGUGAGCGAAGUCCGAAUUCUUAUAACGUCCCCAUACCACAUACCUCGAAACAGAGUUCGAAAUUGCGAAACGAAAUUUCAGGCGCUGGGCAAGAAAGACGGGUUUCGAGGACCCUGUCGGUAUCAUCUUCCCAAUCUGUUCAGCAUCAUACGGUGAAGCAUAGAUCACUAAGCUCAUCACCACAAAAAUCGCGAAAUACCCCGGAAUGGAAGAAGAGACUCCUGCAUGGGGACGUUGCCUACGGAGACCAGCGUGAUUUGUUUAGUCCAGUCGGCCUGGAGAACAUAUUCAAGCCACCGCCACCAACAAGACAAUCUUCAGCCAAAUCAUUAUUGGAGCUGCAAUCUAAGUCGGAGGAUGUGACAAUGCGAUCAAGCCCUCCUCCAUACAAACCUAAAGUGGUGCCACAACCUUCAGAACGGCAAGGUCCCAAGCCCAUAAGUUACAAAUUAGCAGAUACCGGCAGCGACCAAUUCUCAGAAUGCGACCUGAGCCAAAGCAGCAGCUUUCGACCGCGGAAUACUGUCAGCCGGAAAGCGUCGAGUCGAAAUCCCUUGGUCCACGACGUUGCGCUGGAGGAAGCUGUCGUUGAGGAAGAAUCAGAGGCAGAGAAUGACGAAAUUGAGGAUUUGGAGCUUUCGAAGGGAAUGGACAGCGAUUCCCACCUCCAAGUUACCCCUCAGAAACAGGAUAUCGAUAUUUUGAGCAAACGGCAACCGAAAUCUCCGCUCAAGGAUCCCACGCCUAAACGAAGGCGAACAUUACACGACUCUGAUAUUGACAAUCUGUCUAUUGACAAUGUCGUCUACAAUUCGGUCCUCGAAAGCCAUCAGAAUAUCCAGUCAAUCAUUGGCAAGAAGAGGAAGGAUGCCAGGCAUGGCAACGAUAACGAAUCCGCAAACCCUGAAGUCAUGGCUACGCGCCAGGUCCUCCAGCCUCGUACGCUAUCUGUGAGCCAGCGGCGCAAUUCCAGUUCCGAGAUUGAUCUCAACACUGUUUCAAGACCACCGCCAUGGAGCCAAAAGGAAUUAACGGAACAACAGCAAAAGAUUGCAAGAGUUCAGGCAGAACUAGACAUGACGCGCCCAACAGGCCCUUUUGUUGGGAUUAACCAUCACAUGUCGAAUGACAACCGCAAGCCAUCCGUGACUACCCAGGACUUCUUAGAUGAAGCCAAGAAGAUCAUGGCAGGAAUUCGAGGAAAAUCUCGGCCUCAAAGCGGAUUGAAUAGCCUCGAGGAGUCGGAAUCGGAAAUAUCCAGUUUGAACGAGGCAUCCGAAAACCCCGAUCACGAGGACUCUUACCAGGAGUCUACAACAGAGCCAUUUUCAAGGCCGCCGAGUCGCGAAGGUGGUGCGCCUGUACCUCGGCAAGCAAAGGAACAAAGUGAUCCAGAACUUCUGAGCCACUUGAAGAAGUAUGAAGAGUGGAGCGAUUUUGAUGCAUUGGUUGCCUCGUCCAUCCCAUCAACCGUCCCCGUCAAAACCAACGAAGACGGGGCAGUUAAACAGGAUAACAAUGGAGACGGAGUCGCUGCAAAGGCUACCGGUUGGACUUUGAACCAUGACAUGCCUUACGAAAGCGACCCACCCAAUAUCCAAAUCACAGAAUAUCCCGAACUUCAGCGAAAGCGAAAGCAUUCUACAUCGUCUUUACCAGUUGGAGGUGAUGACGGAGCUGUCCACUCACAUGGAUCGAAUCCAUCCUCAGGGCACUCAACCAACCGGUCUAUUCAUACCGGAUCCUCCAGAAACUCGGAUUCUCGGCGGAUAAUAGCACCCCAUACCGUUUCCCACCUCAUCCCAGAGCAGCUUGCUGGAAUGGUAUUCGACCGUGAAAAGGGCAUAUGGGUAAAGCGCAAAGCUACUGACCCAAAGAUCCUGGGGAAUGCGUUACCCUCAGAUGACGAUGAUCCCUUUGGAGAUAUCCCGGAUCUUACUGUGGAUGAGAUACAGGAGAUGCAGAGGAUACGGGCUGUAACCGCAAAGCAACGCGAGGAAUCCCGCCUUUCGAUUGUCCAGGAGUACCAGGGCCAGUUUAAUUUCUCUAAAGGCGAAGGGCUUGGCGCACAUCACGUAUUUGGGAGCGCUCCUACAACGAGUGCGACCAAAAACAGUGGAUCCGAACCGUCACUUUCUGCGCCGCCUACAUCAAGCGGUGGCAUUCCUGACACGCAAGUAACGACUUGGGACGAGCAGCCAGAAGCUUCUACUAAAUCUGAUAUCGAGGCCAUUGCCGACACAGACCCGAUAGGUGCUACUCGCGAAAAGACCCUGAAAGAAGUCAUUGAAGAAGAUGCUGAGGAGGAAAUUUCAAUCAAUGAGAGCAGGUCACAAGUAUGGAAUGAUGUCAAGCCUCGACGCAGUGUAACCAUUUCAUUCUCAUCGCCAUUUCCGUCUAUGUUGCAAGAUAACUCAAUUGAGCACCCAGCGUCUCGUAUCUUCGAUCACUAUCAUGAAGAGGAGCAAGAUGUGAGUAUCAAUGGGCGAGCCGAAGCUUCGAAGUUUCAGCAACGGGAAUCCACAACUCAACUUCGGUCGUCCCAGCGCAGUGCGCCUCGUUGCUCUUCCUUUGGCGCGCAGAAUUUCACCAGGCGUCCCGUGUCCCGCAUAGACGAACGCGACGAAGAUUCGUUUGCGGAAUAUAUGGAAAAUGGAGGUGCCCGGAGGAAUCUCAGCAUUGCUGUCACGACCCCGAUGCCACUGAGAAACACUUCUCGUCAAAUUUCGACCGUUCAGCAGACUCCCGAUAUUGGAAUUGGCCAUGGCUCUCUUUAUCAGCUAAGCCCGCUAUCUGAUUUCACUAUGAACCAUGCCGAAGAGUCUUUUGCGUUCGAAGUCAGCUAUGUAGCGCCAGUGACCCGUCAUCAGCCCGGCUCAAAGAGAUCGCUAUCGAUGACCGUUAAAGAGCUCGUUCAGCGUAUAACUGAUGUGGAGCCUUACGAGCCUUACUGGCCGCAUAUCAGGCAAAUCGAUCUGAAGAAGAAGAAAAUACACAGCUUGCACAUGUUGAGCAAAUUCUGUGGUCAACUCGAAGAGCUCGACGUGUCUGAUAACGAGAUUUCGCAGCUCGAUGGGACCCCGGAAACCAUCAGGAACUUGCGCAUUACACACAACUCCCUGUCUGACCUGACCUCAUGGCAACACUUGAAGAAUCUCCAGUAUUUGGAUAUCUCGAACAAUGACCUUGCUACGUUGGAAGGACUAAAAGAUCUAGUUCAUCUGCGCGCUAUCCGAGCUGACAACAACAAAAUUGAGUCGGUAAACGGUAUUUUCGGUCUUGAUGGUCUCAUUAGCCUCCGCCUGAGGAACAAUGUAGUUCACGCCGCAGACUUCACUGGUUGCAACCUCCCUCGAUUAAUGGACCUUGACCUCAAAGGAAAUAAGCUAAAGGCCAUUGCUGGCCUCGAGGACUUGCGAUCACUCGCGACUCUCCACCUGGAAGACAACUGCCUGGAGACUUUCAAUGAGGGCUCCAACCAUACUUAUCAUGGAUUGAAGUAUCUCAAGCUCAGCGGAAACAAUCUCCAGCAGAUUGACGUUAGUCACUAUCCGAAUAUCCGCCUACUGUACCUCGACCGCAACCGCCUUGGGAAAGUCACUGGUCUUCUGAAGGCAAAACACAUCGAUAGCCUCUCGAUGCGCGAGCAGCGCGAAUCGGUAAUUGACAUGUCCUUCCUGGACCAAUGUUUCGAAGUCAGGAAACUCUUCUUGUCGGGCAAUCUCCUGCCCAACUUCGCGCCUCGUGUCGAUUUCCUCAACCUGCAGUACCUAGAGCUCGCAAACUGCGGCCUAGAAUCACUUCCCGCCGAGUUCGGGCAGAUGAUGUGCAAUGUACGAGUGCUCAACUUGAACUUCAACGCGCUGCACGACCUCAAACCCCUUCUGGGCAUAGUGCGUCUCAAGCGUCUUCAUAUCUCUGGGAACCGCCUCACUCGACUACGGAAGACUACUGGUGUCCUCAGCCAGUUCUCGAGCUUGUCAAAUGUGGACAUCAGGAAUAACCCUGUGACGCUGGGCUUCUAUCCUCCUGUCACGGAGACGAGAGUUGCUCUUCUUCAGCGCGCAGAGGAAGACGCCGAGGUGGCCGUCGAGGACCCAUUUACUUUGCUUGAUGCGGAUGAGACAAAGGACAAGGCUUAUGCUGGGCGGUUGGAUAUGGAGACUAGGAUGAGGAGGAGGGUCUAUGAGAUGUUGAUGGUGGGUGGGUGUCAGAGACUGAAGAUGCUGGAUGGGUUGCCAGCCAAUACGGAGAUCGCGAACGUUAAGGAUGUUGUUUGGGAUGAGCUAGUCAAGAUUGGGCUUGUUCAAAAUACUGUGGGGCAAAUCGAAGCUCCGGCAGCUGAGAUGGCGCCGCAAACUCAGGAUGAGGAGCUGAAAGGUGGGGAUGUGGAUCCCGUGCAGGAUGAAGUGGUGGAGAAGAAAGAGGAGCAGGUGCUGGAAGCGAAGAAGGAGGAGGAGCGGGAGAGCCAGUGGCCGGCUGAGGAUAGUUUUGCUUGAGCGCUUUUACGAGACGAUGUUUAAUGACUUGGUUGUACAAUACCAUGAGGGCGGCAUUGGGAGGAGUUUUGUUGGAACUUGGCUGUUUUACUUUUGUAUAAACAGGGGCGUCUUCUUGAUUGUCGUUUUUUAGGUAGAGAAGCUGGCUAUGGAGGUUUAUUGAUGUUGAUUGCCAAAUCGGAUGCUCAUGAAAUUGCAGAGUUCCAUCCAGUGUCCGUUAUUACGUUUCUCAGCCCUAUAUUGAGAGGGUCGAGAGGUGGCCAGUGACAGCCAUGCGGUGCCGCCGCGUGGUUUCAUUUCCACGAUGUCGCAUCCUUCCCGUGUCUGGAUAUUGCGGUGCUAGCUAGCGUGUGG